GCAAAAAAUGGAAAAAUACAUCAAAAAUUAACGUAUCAUUCCUCAUGUCUAUUUUAAUACUUCGUAUGAAGUAUUAUGUUAUUGAUUUGAACAGAAAUCUGAGUAAUUUACCUCCAACCUGGUUAAGGUCUUCAACUCAACUCUAUUGUGUUUUGUGUGCACCAGAAUAACAAAAAAUAUAUGUAACCUCCAUUGUCAUCUCUCUCAAUCGAUCUUUCUGCUUUUCCUAAUUUCCAAGUUUUAGAAAACAUCUUUAUUUAGGUAUGCAUCCAUGAAGCCAUGAAGGAAAAGAAGACUACAUCGACAUUGCAGCGCAUCUUUGUCAAUUGUAGUGCACAGGCAAAGAAUUAUGGAAGCUGUGUUGCAGCAAAGAUUCCAGAAGUUGAACAUAAUAUGUGCGUGAAAGAAUUUUGUGCUCUGAAGUAUUGUAUGCAGAACGUGCUUAAAGGGAAGCCUUAGUGUGGCAAAUUGGACAGUGGGGCAUAUCUGGAAUUGCAAUCAAUAGUUUUGAUAGUUGAUUUAAGAGACCAUUUCAAAGGAGCUAUACGUGAUUGUUGUGUAUACCAAAAUACAUACUUAGGCUCUCAAUUUGUUUCUUUUCCAUAGUGAUCCUUGGUUAUCUUUACACAGCAAGCAGAAUAUUUUAGGGAACAAGAGAGGGCAUAUUAAUAUGAACAGCGAAGCAUCAAGUUCCCAAGCCAGCAUUGGCUUAAGUGGGUCAGGUGCUUUGUCACAUGUUUAUAUUCAGUAUCCCCCCUUGAAAUGCAGCUUCCCAGGUUCAAAGAGCUUAUUCUAUGAUGAUGGGAAUAAGUUAUUGCUAUCCCCAACAUCUGAUCAGGUUAUUUCGUGGAAAAUUGCACCUUUUGAGCCUAAUGUUGAACCUACAUCUGAUUCCGUAAGUGAAGGUCCUGUAUUAUCUGUUCGCUACUCUCUAGAUAAUAAGAUUAUAGCAAUUCAGCGGUCAAUCCAUGAGAUCCACUUUUGGAACAAGGAAAAAGGCAACUCAUUUAGCCACAGGUGUAAGCCCGAGUCAGAGAAGAUACUGGGCUUUUUUUGGACAGAUUCCUCUGCUUGUAAUUUCGUACUUGUAAAGACAAGUGGGCUGGACAUGUUAACUUAUGAUUCUGAAUCACAAAAUAUUCAACUUAUCGAAUCCAAGCGUGUGAAUGUGAAUUGGUACAUCUACACACAUGAAAGUCGUCUUGUUCUCCUUGCUUCAGGGAUGCAAUGCAAGAGUUUUACUGGAUUCCAGCUCUCAUCUGCUGGAAUUAUUCGCUUGCCAAAGUUUGAAAUGCUGAUGGCCAAGUCUGAGGCCAAUAGUAAGCCAAUCCUAGCUGCCCAAGAUGUCCACAUAAUCACGGUUUAUGGAAGAAUAUACUGCUUACAAGUUGAUAGAGUGGCCAUGCUGCUCCAUUGCUAUAGAUUUUAUCGUGAUGCUGUUGUACCACAGGGCUCUUUACCCAUUUAUUCCAGCAAGGUUUCUGUGAGUGUGGUUGAUAAUGUACUGCUGGUUCAUCAAGUGGAUGCAAAGGUUGUCAUACUGUAUGACCUUUUUGCAGAGUCUAGGGCGCCGAUAUCUGCUCCACUUCCUCUGCUUUUAAGGGGCUAUCCUAGAGCAAGUAUGUUUUCUACUUCUAGUCCUUGUAGCAAAGGUGAUGGACGUUCAGAGCCACAACCGGUUGAUGAAGAUGAGACAACAAUUUAUAGAGAUGGAUGGACAUUUUUGAAUCCAGAUCUUAUCUGUGAUACCAGAAGUGGACUAUUGUGGAAAAUCCAUUUGGACUUGGAUUCUAUAUCUGCUAGUAGCUCAGAUGUACCCUCUGUACUGGAAUUUCUUCAGAGACGGAAGUUAGAAGCAAAUAAGGCUAAGCAAUUAUGUUUGGAUUUAGCAAGGACUAUCAUAUUGGAGCAUAGGGAAGUGGGUAUUGUUGCACAAUCAAUGGAUGUUCUUAUGACUUCUUAUUCCCGUGCAAUUAAGACGGGCAGUUACUUUAAGGGGAUAAUAGCUGAUAAAAUCCUUUCUUCUGAUGUCCAACCUGCCCAUAACCCUAGACCUGGCACUGAUGAAUUCUCCAGAGGAGAUUCGAGUGGAGUACCUAUUAAAAUGGACUCCUCUGUGAUCCCUGAUGAAUAUACUAGAUCUUCAACCAUUUCACAUUCAGAUUUAGAGGGAAAGGUUAGUCUGAGUUCAGCUAGAAGUAAACUGGUUGAAGGUGCUCAAAGUUCUGGUACAAGGAUUCAGCAAUCAUCCUUAGAGUCUGAAGUUCCUGGUCCCAGUAGUGUCCCAUUGGAUGCUAAUAAUUUAGAGCAGCAAGAAUCUCAGAUCACCACUGCAGCCAUUUCUCCUGAUGAGCUAUACCGCUUUGUAUUUUCUUCUGUAGAUGAAGAGAUGACUGGGGAUCCUGCUUAUUUGGUUUCUAUCCUUGUUGAGUUCCUUCGCAGUGCUACACUGGAAAGAAUCAGAGUGUAUCCAAGUUUAUAUGUUCUGAUGAUUCAAUUGCUAGCACGAGGUGGGCGAUUUGGAGAACUGGGCUUGUUCGUCAUUGAUAAGAUUAUUGAACCUUCAAAAGAAGUUGCUUAUCAACUACUAGAAUCUGGCCGUCAGCAUCCUCCAACAAGAAAACUUGGAAUGGACAUGCUUAGGCAGCUAUUUUUGCAUCAUGAUUACGUACUGUCACUGCUGCAGGAUGGAUAUUAUCUUGAAGCCUUACGCUAUGCGCGUAAAUAUAAGGUUGUCACGGUCCAGCCAUCUUUGUUUCUUGAAGCAGCCUAUGUCUCAAAUGAUUCUCAACAUCUGGCCUCAGUUUUAAGAUUUUUUUCAGACUUCAUGCCUGGCUUCAAAAACACAUCAGAUCAUGCUACAUAUGGCGAGAUUCUGCGCCAGAUGAAUGCUCCUUACGUAGGUGCUUAGUCGUUGAUGUUUCCUUUAUCAACAAGUAGCCCCUGCAACAGGACAUUUUGAUGUUGAAACUUCAAAUGGUUGAUGAUGCUGUAUUUAUGGUAUACCCAAAACAAAAGCUGAUGACUAUAUAGUAGGUAUAAGCCACAGGCUUUGGUAGAGGAGCACCGGCGCACUGCUCAGUAAAAAUAGAUUGAGUUCAGUAUAAUUACAAAUUUCGUUUUGAGCAAUUGUGUGCUGUGUCACUUUCAGUAUAGGCAUCAGUUAUUCAUAGUUAGUCUCCAGAUCUGGUAAUUCAUACAAAAUUUCACGUUUUUCCUAUGAUUAGGUUUCCUUAGAACUAGAAAUGACAGUAGAUCAUGCCUCACUGAGCCUCUCCUA
This is a messenger RNA of Chenopodium quinoa (quinoa), 3280 nucleotides long. RefSeq lists its product as uncharacterized. The transcript has 15 exons. Gene Ontology annotation, biological process: regulation of autophagy. Gene Ontology annotation, cellular component: lysosomal membrane; Mon1-Ccz1 complex; late endosome membrane. The record is from RefSeq and is a predicted model, not a curated record. Bases 671 to 2911 code for a protein of 746 amino acids. Lineage: Eukaryota; Viridiplantae; Streptophyta; Magnoliopsida; Caryophyllales; Amaranthaceae.